AUAAUCUCUCAUCUUUACCCAUUUAAUUAUUUUGUACAAACUUCCAUCAUGAAAUUGUCGAAUUUACAAUUUAAUGAUGAAUUAACAUAUUUUCAUGAAAAGGGUUUCAUUAAAUUUUAUUUAAAUAAAUGCAACAAAAAUGAUAAUGAUUCAAUUGACAUGUACUAUAGAUAAAAUUUGUUGCGUAUUUUUAUUUUGAUUGGUCAUAAAAUUUGACGCCUUAAGAAGCCAUAAUUGCGCAUGCUCAGAAAGAUGGCAUUUCCUGAUAUACAUAUUGUUUGAGCGGAAAUUGUAAAUUUUCUAAUAGUUUACGCAAAAGAAGAUGCAUGACAUAAAAAGUUAUACAACAAAUGCCACUCAAUUGAUAAAAUGUUUAUUUAAAGAACAAUAAGCCUUAACAACUGAUAAAAUACAGGAUAUAUCAUAUUUUAUUCAAGGAAGAGGGGGAAGUAAGCGAAAUCGGUGGUGCGCGACAAGGUCGUGUUAAACGUUGCACAUUCGCGGUUUACAAAAUCACGAAACGUGGUCAGACGAGUUUAGACAAUCGUCAUAAAGGAUAAAAUAUAUUGAAGCUGACCGUACUCAACACAGGUGUCUAAAUAUGAAUCGAGAUCGCUAUAAAAAAGCGAUAAGAGAUAAUUCAUACGCGUAACAUUUAUUAUGACAACUUAUAUUGACGACAAGUAAAGGUGCCUCUGAUAUACAUGAUAUACAAGAUUGUGUUAGGAAGACGAAGUUGUGAAAUGCGUAAGAUCAGUGAUCAAAGAAAUAAUGUAGUUUGAAAUAAGGAUGGUGUAGGAGUGAAAGUGAGUGUGAAUAAAAUUGAUAUUAUUAAAACUACAUAAUCAGCGACGUAUUUUUACGAUGAAGAAAAUAAACGCGUUAGUCAUAUCCAUGCGUGGCUAUGAUUUCAUAUUUCUAGAAACUAAUAGAAAUUGAGAAAAGCAUUCGUCAGAAAAUUACGAUCUCUUAAAGUGUAAACAGUUUUUAUUGUAUCAUAGAAUUAAAGAAAAAAGUGAAAUAUGAAAAUGAAACGUGUUUGAACGACAAAAAACAGUUGCCUAUUGGAUAACGAAUAAGCCGUUAAAAAAUGUAUACAAACAUGCAUAAAUUCAUUUCUGAAGGCUGUAGGAAGUAAUUUAUGAAGAAGAUAUUACUGCAAGGAAAACAUAAUAAUAAUUAGAUAUAUUAAUGGAUAAAAGAUAUCUGAAAAUCAAGAGGUGGUCGGUUUUUGCAAAAGACACGGUUACACGUUGCAGAAUCGACAUCAGUGAGAACGUAGCACAGAAUCGGAACUCGAUCGAGGUCGAGCGUUAAGAAUCGAUCGUUGCAUUUUCAACAUCCUUCAUUUUUCCCUUUUGGAAGAAAUAAAGAAUUAAAAAGCAUUUUAGGUUAUAAAAAUAAAGAAGAGUCGUUCGAGGGAGUGUCGAAUGAUUUUUCAGGCAUAAUACCGGCGUUGGUAAGAGUGCGUGUUUACGUGUGAGCGAACCAAAACAUCAAUGACCUUGAAAGAGGAACAAUCACGUGACCAGAAGGGAGCACAAGGAUUGGAUAGUCGAGGCGCAUAUAAUGUGUAUUGCGCCGUGCGCGCCCUAUGUCCUGCAUUCCGUGCCCGAUAGAUGGUAGAGGUUUAGCGGGGAAAAGGGGCGAAAAACAGACUAAGCGACGGCGACGACGACGGCUACGACGACGAGGACGACGAGAAAGACGAGAAAGACGAGAGAGACGGGAGAGAGUGCCGUUCGCCUGUACGUCCGUGUGUGUGCGCGCGCGUAGCUCGGUUGUGUUGUCCAAGAUGAAGUCCGACUCUAAACCUUUGUUGACAGCUCAGGCGGAAAAGGCGAAUCAUUACACAUACUUGAAGGAAUUUCGCGUCGAACAAUGUCCCCUCUUUAUACAGCGCAAAUGCACACAACACCGACCCUUCACGUGCUUCAACUGGCACUUUAUGAACCAGCGGAGGCGCAGACCGGUGAGAAAGAGGGACCGCACCUUCAACUAUAGCGCCGAUAAUUAUUGCACCAAGUACGAUGAGACCACCGGCAUAUGUCCAGAUGGAGACGAGUGUCCAUUUCUUCAUCGCACCGCUGGCGAUACAGAAAGACGCUAUCACCUACGCUAUUAUAAAACUUGCAUGUGUGUCCAUGACACGGACACACGUGGAUUUUGCGUUAAGAAUGGACCUCAUUGUGCAUUUGCACAUGGCAAUCACGAUCUUCGCCCUCCUGUCUAUGACAUCAAAGAGAUACAAGCGUUGGAAAACCCAGAUUCAGAUCCCAAUUCAUCCUCUAACGGACCAAACAUACUUGACAAGGAGCGUAACUUGAUGAACGAAGACCCAAAGUGGCAGGAUACAAAUUAUGUACUCAGUAAUUAUAAAACAGAACCAUGUAAACGUCCACCAAGACUCUGUCGCCAAGGUUAUGCUUGUCCACAAUAUCACAAUAGUAAGGAUAAAAGACGUAGCCCACGCAAGUACAAGUAUAGGUCAACACCGUGUCCUAAUGUAAAGCAUGGAGAGGAAUGGGGUGAGCCAGGGAACUGCGAACAAGGUGAUGCUUGUACGUACUGUCACACACGUACAGAACAACAGUUCCAUCCUGAAAUCUACAAAUCCACAAAGUGCAACGAUGUCCAACAAGCUGGUUACUGUCCGCGCGGAGUCUUCUGUGCUUUUGCACAUGUUGACCGUGAGUUUACCCUCAUAAAUCUGUUGCCAACAGAAGAAAUGAGCCUGGCGAGGGACAUGGCGGUACCUAUAGAUUGUGGAACCAAUCUGGCAGAUAUUCUCAGCAACGCUCUUCCACCCGAUAAGCGUGUUCAUGAAAAAGAUAAACCACUUAGCGAUAGCAGUAAUGGAAGUGGUGAAGUAUCAGAAUCGGCAAGUACCAGUAGCGUUGGUAGCAACAGUUCACACAGUAAAGCUCCUGGUGCUCAACUGCAUAAUUCUAAUUCCAAUAACACUGUAAAUACUUCCAAUCAACAGAAGUUAACGAGCAUACUUUACAAUCCAAACUCUAUUUUACAAGUUGGUGAAAUACGAAAACAAAUGGUUGCUAUAGAUAGUGAUCCUUUAUUAACAAAAGCUGAAAAAGCUCAACAGAAACAAAGUCUAUACAUUGCUUACAGUUUGAAUGGUACCUUAGGCAGUCAUUCAUUAGCGACUACCGUUUCACCACUUUCAAGUUCAUUUUAUCCAAAUGAUACCGUUGAAUCUGUAGUAGGAAAUGCAUUAGAUGAGUUACAUCUAGAUGAUCCCCUAAAUUUAGUAGAAUCAAUUCAUAGGGAUACUAAUUCACCAAUUAGCAAUUCAAUAUCAGCAGGCCUAGCAAGUUCUGGAUUAUUGGGAAGCUCAGCUCCAGUUAAUAUUCCUGGAAUGGCUGAACGUUCUGUUCUUACUAAUUUUUCGCCAUCAACGUCCAGUCCACUUCAACACUUACACUCAGCUGGUUUCCUCACCGGGUCCAGAUUUUCUCAUCAAGAUUCAAUAGAAUCGACAAUGCCAUUUAUGAAUCAAGUGUCAGAUCCAUUUAGCAAUCACAUUUCACAACUUAGCAGUUCAGCUUCGAAACUUAGCGGAUUUAAUAGUAGUUUAUUCGAUUUCACGAAUCAAGGAAUGUCUCCAUCUCGUACACAACCUCUCCCAGCAUCUCCGUUGGUCAAUGCAUUUUCGAUUAGUCCAAAUAAUACAGGAUCCUUAUCCGAGGUGCAAAGGCUCAGGGAGGAGUUGACAUCGAGCCGUGCACAAUUAGCAACAUGGGACGAACGAAUUAAUCAAGCUAGAGCUGCUUGUGCUGCGUGGCAAUUAGAGAGCGAAGAAGCUAAAAGAAAAGCAAGUAUUGCUGAACAACAGAGAGACGAGGCCUUGUUGCAAGUGAAAGCAUUGAGGGUGGAGAACGAAGCUUCUAGCGGUGGCCCGUACCUUCAUACUUUGAGAAGAACAAGCGAACUCAGAUCUUUAUCGAUAGCUGCAUUAAAAUCAAUUCAAUCGCAGCUUCGUUCGGAUCUCGAAGAAAUAGAAAAGGUGCUGUACAGAGAAACGGCAACAAAGUGCAUGGUUUGCGAAGAACAAAAUCGCACUGUUACUCUCUCACCGUGCAACCACUACGUGGUCUGCUCAACGUGCGCUCCAAAUCAACGCGAGUGCCCGUACUGCCAGACUCCGGUUGUCUCCACAAGUUAGGUCCGAGUAUUUUGUUAAAAGAAAACGCCCGUUGUUAUAUCUACGCUCUUUUUCAGUAACAAGGACGAAUAUUCUCAGAAUUUUAAUGUGAGUAGUAAACUACAAAUUUCAUGCGAAUUCAGUGUUUUUAAAUGCGAUGGUAUACAAAUGUGAACAAUUAACAAAGAAAUUUUGUACCACGGUACACGUAUAAUCGCAAUAGAAUUAACAAAAAAGAAAAAAAUUUAUCGAACAUGUAAUUUUUGACUAUCGCCAAAGUGAAUGUGGAUGUGAUAAGACUUAACAAAGUCUCUAUUUGUCAUACUUUGUGUCAACAGUCAUACUGUUAAUUAUUAGCCGUUUAUAAAGAUUGAAAUAUCACAUCCUUUAUUAAUUAAGAACACAUAUUAUUGAUCUUGAAAUGGAAAAGAAAUAUUUAAUAUAUAAUUCAAAAUACAUUUAUUAGCAGGGUGCUAGCUGAAUAGUUAGCAUUAACUUAUAACAUGUAUGUGUGCCAGUUACACAAACAUAUUUAGCGUGAAAGAAAAAAGAAAAACCACAUAUAAUCGUAAAUGAUGGACAAAGUUUUUGGGACCUCUGAAGUAUAUAUUUGUUUAAAAAAUUGUAAUACCAUAAUUAAACGCAACAAAAAAGAUUAAUAAUGUCCCAUUUAUAAUAGUUAUGGGAUAAUUUUCCUCAAUUGCUGAGCUGUUAAACGUAUGUCACGCGAGAUGAUGAUAUUUCUAUUGUAUUUAAAGCUAUAUUUAAAUAGGAUUUUUCAAUUGACCCGUACUGAUGGUAAUAAUACAAGUAUUAACAAAUUUUAUAUCUUUGGUUGAGAAAGGUAGUAUUGAUAAUAUCUAAUUAUAAUAUAAGGAAUAUAUGAUUUCUAGACUUUUAUACAAAAUAAUAAAAUUGCUCAUAUUUAUAACAAAGAAACGAAUUGGAAUUCGUAAGUAAAAUGAUACAUUUAAUCAUUUCAUUGCUUCAAGGAAAAAGAAUGAAAUGAUACAUGUAUUAUUUUGAAUCUUACAAUAUUCGCUCUUAUCAUUCUCUUUGUUUUUUUCUUAUGUAAUAUAUAUAUAAUUUUUUUUUCACAUUUUUUAACUUCUAUAAUACAUACUCAAAUUAUAAUUCAUAAAAAAAAAAUUUUUAUACUUUGGAUACAUCGAAGAAUAUAAUAGUUAGUAGUGAACAUUUUUAUAUAAGUAUUCUUUAUUUCUUUCUCUUUUUUUUCUUUCUUUCUUUCUUUUUUUUUUUGGAUAGCUAAUAAUUAUCAAUUAUAAUAUUAGUCCUUGUAUAUGUUUCUCGCCUUUUCUAUACAUGUAGUAUGUUACAUUUUAAACUUUAAGUAUGCUUAAUAUAUAAUAUAUACAUUAUAUACACACACGUACAUAAUAUAAUAUAAUAUAUAAUUACACUAUAUCCUUGCUAUUGAAAUUAAAACACUAAAUUAAAUAACGUGUGAUAGCAAUGAAAAGAAAAUGUAAUUUACGACGAAAGUACAUUACUAAAUUAAUUGAAUUGAUUAAAUUCAAUCUUUGUGUUGUAAGUUUUUACAUUUUAGGUAUAAGAAAAUAUUACGAAAUAUUUAGGAUUUUUCAAUUUAAUCAAAAGAUAAAGAAAAUAACUUAUAUUUAUGAUACCAACAUGUGACAUACGUGUUACAGCUCGAUAUUUAAGACAUGCAACUAAAGAUGAGCAUGCCAAUUAGCUUUUUUCAAUGAGAAACGCAUAAAAGAACGCGUUUUGUAUACCGGCUCUAUGGGAUAUUUUCAUUUAAAACGUAUAUGUAGCUGGUAAAAGAUCACUAUUAUGAAACGACUAUACAUUCAUAAUGAAAACAACAAGAAAAGGUAAAAUAUUGCCUAAAAGUAUAAUUGACUAGAAUAGAUAGGACAACAUUAUCAAAUUUUUUCCUCAUAGACAUAAAAUGUUACAAUAAUCAAUUUUGAAGACUAUUAUUAUUUAAUAUUUACGAUAUAAUUAAAAAGAUUAUUUUAAAAUGUGUAUAAUACCCUGCACAAAUCAUAUGCGAAUGAACAAGUAUAUAUAUAUAUUUUUUUUUUUUAUAUAGUUGUAGAAUCCUUUUUAAAUCUUGUUGAUGCAAACGAGAUACACAAAUAAUAGUAGUCUAAACGAGAUUGAAGGAAAACAAAAGUAAUUACAUUGAUUUAAUUAAAACAAGAGGAAAGGGGUAUUAUAGCAAACUUUACUUAAUUAUUUAAUUAUUUAACACUCAACAAUGAUAACUGAUUGUUGUGUUUCUUUUUUCUUCGAUUAGUUUCAUAGUUUAAUAUCAAAAAGUGAGGCCAAAAAAGAAAUAAUAAAUGUUUUUAUUAGGUCCAUUUUUAUUACACAGGUUAUUAAUAUUAAAAUAUAAUAGACGUUACUAAAAAGAAAAAUACAAUUUUGUGUAUCAUGGUAUAAACGAUUCACCGAAUAUAGAGAUGAUGGUUGGAAGAAAUGUGAAAGGAAAGUAGAAAUGAAAACGACACGUGCAUCGAUACCGACAAAAAUUUAAGAAUAAUAAGCAAACGGAAUAACACUGUUACAUAAAUAGAUUAUAUGUAUAUUAUAUUCCAAUUUCAUGUGGUGAAGAAAAAUAUAAAUAUCUUGAUUUCGCUGUGGGUCGUUCAUACCAUGAUACAAUUUUCAAAAGUACUAUUUAGAAUUUAAUCAAUUUAGCACUAUAAUAAUGCAUUUUUCAAUUGUGUUUUUUAAAUGCAUUCUUUAUAAGUACAACAACCUACAGAGCAACUGUUUGAAAACAAAAAUAUUUAUUGUCAAGUCUUUUUGAAUAUAUUUUAUCUUAAAAAGAAUACCAUUCCUCGAGCUUUGUUUCAUUUUUAAAUCGUCGAUUGUAUUAUGAAUGUUAGAUUGUUAUCAUUGUAUUACCUGUAAAGAAUUUUCACCAACUUCUGAUAGAAAUAGUAGACGAUUAAACAAUUUUAACAUGGUAGCAAUUUGUUGAUGAACGUACUUGUAAAGAAUGCCAAUUUCAUCGACUUUUCGUAAUCAUAAUGUUCUCCUUUAAUAGAUUAUAUUUAAAUAUGAAUAGUAAUUGUCGAAAUGAAAAGAUAGUUUGUGUUACGCUUUAACAUCAAAUGUGUACUUGUUUGUGCAGUAUAUAUGAGAUAUGUAGUAUCUUACAGAACAAUGUUAUUUUGUAUAAAGUUGGAGCAUACUAUGAUUACGGUGAGUUGGGUGAAAAAAAAAUCUAGGAAAGAUAUUCCUGAAUGAUAUAUAAUAUUGAAUAUUAUAAACAAUACAAUAUAUGUACUAUUUUACUUAUAAACAAUAACACAAUUAAAAUAUUAUUACUAAGAACAUAAAUUAUUGUGAAAGCAACAAAUUUAGCUACAAAAUAGGGUAAUAGGAGAAUAACAAAAUAAAUUAAUUAGCUAAUACUGUGUAUUAAAGAAAACAUACAGUUGAAUAUUUAUAUAGUACUGCCCAAGUUGUUGGUUUCAGUGAGAUUACUUUUUUCUUUUUCUAAUGCAACGUGUGUAUAAUGUAUGAAUCUUUAAAAAUUUAGGUGCUAUAACUUUUUUGUUCUUUGUAAUAAUUAAUUUUUCUACUUUCAUUCAAUUUAAAGAUCGUAAAGAAAGAGAGUACUGUACAUUCAAGUAUUACACGAUGUUUAAUAUAUUGAAUCUCAUAAAUAUAAAAGAUAUAUAUUGUAUAUGUUUAUAAAGUGGAUAUUUUUAAUGUAACGAUUACCAAAGUAUGUUCAUGUAUUUAAGAGUAAGAUCAAUUUGGACUUGGUUGAACACUGCACAAAGAAAACCAACAAUAGGGCAGGAUGAAAUUGAACAAUAUAUUUUUGACAAGUUACAAUAAUAUAAAAUACAAAACGUUACAUGCUCUGUUUUGUGCGAAUGAUUCUUCUCCUGUGUUAGAAAACAUUUAUUAAAUGCCAGAAGAGCCAUAUUGCGAAUGUGUUUGUUUAUGCACUAGUUGAACGUUAAAAGAGAUUGCCUGUUAUUUCAUUUGUCGAAAGGAUUUGUGAUCAAUGUAGUAGAAAAGGCAGAUGAUGGUUCCUUAACAUCGAGGAAGAAUUAUCUGCACACUCCAGGCGUCAAAACAUACACAUAAUCAUUAGAUUACUGUACAAUAAUGAAUUACGUAAAAUAGUAAUAUGUAAUAUCUUACAAAAUGAAAAAAACAAAAAGAACAUUUGCUGAACAUUUAUAUUACGAUUUAUAACUAAAAGAAUACUUGCUAUAAAUCUGUAUCACCUUUAAUCACUUGUAGUUUUGAUAUAUGACUAAUGCAUUUGUUAUUUAGAUAUAGUAACAGUAUAUGAAUUCCGAUAAAUAGUACUCUGACUAAAAAAAGAAAAAGAAAAAAAAACAAAUUGAUUUCAUUUAUUGUAGAAUGUGUUCUUGUUUGCUACAGUGACUGCUCAAUAUUGUGGGAAACAAAAAAUAGUGGAUGUUUCUUUUUUUUUUUUCUUUCUUUCUACUACUGCUAACAUUAUUACUAUUUCUUCUUCGUCAUCAUCUAUUUUCAGUCUUCUUCUAACACGUUGUUUCAUUCAUUAUGCAAACGUGGACACAUUGUUGAUAAUGAUCCAAUUUUAUAGUAUCUGGUGUUAUUGCAAUUAUUAUGUGAACGUAUGCUCUUUAAAAUAUUCGUAUUAUUAUCCGUUAUAGUAUUGCAAAACUGCUUAGAUUGUAAACUCGUAUGUAAUUUAAAUUGCACGAGCUUUUUUUAAUUGGCGAUUUCCUUCGAUUAACAAAUAGUGACUCGCCCACCCCAUUUAUCCCCCUUUGCCAUUUUCGUUGAUAAUAAUACAUUGAUCAGACUGAAAUUAACAGGAACACAUACGCAAAGUAAAAAGAAAAAAAAUGAUCGAGUUCUACGGUACUGAUAUCUAAGCAUUUUUGUAUUUAAAUACGAGGUAGCAAAUGGCUGUACAACUGUGAUUAUGUAAUAACAAUUUCUCUACUUAGAUCUUAUCGUUCGGUAUGUCGGUAUUUAUGAAAAUAUAAAUAUUUUACAUACGAGGAAAGGCUGUAAACUUUUAAUUGUGCGAUCGCUCGUUGACGAAUCUUCGAGGUGCAUCUUUUACGAAUUAUUAAGUGUGUCUAACAGAAAAUAUGAAAAACACAAUUUAAAAAAAAAAAAAAAAAGAAAGAAAAAAAUAGAAGAAGAAUACUUGCACAUUCGAGCAUAAAAUAAGAGCAAGCCCAUACAACUUUUGAAUCAUUAAUCAUAAAUUACAAGGGGAAGUUUGUAAGAAUCGUGAAUUGCUAUUCCAAUGACUAAGAUGUAACUUGUUUGUUGCUUAUGCAUUAUUUUGACAUGCUUUCAUCAACUUGCAUUUUACACUUGAUGCAUUUUAAUUCAUGGCAAACUAUUUGUCAUAUGUUUAUUCUUCUUAGAAACUUGUCAGUCAUUUGCACCCUCAUAUUGUAAAAGAUUAAUACCUAGUGUCAAAAUAAUGUAAAUUUCUAUCACGAGUUCUUACACAGUUUUUUGAAAGGCCAGACUUAUUGGUUCUUCAUACAUUAACAAUUAGUGAUUCAUUUAAUGACUAGUUUCAUGUAUUAAAGAAAAAGCAAAUAGUAACGUACACAAGGUACAAUCUGUAAUUAAAAAAAAAAAAAAAAAAAAAAAAAUCAGUGCCAUUUUCAACAGAUUUAUGAAAGUAAUAAAGUUACGUUCUGCGAGAAAUGAAUGUGAUCUGUUAAUGUUUCUAAUUUCUAGAGAUAAUUCUGCAUUUCUGACGCGACGGAGAUUGAAGCUCUAAUAAUUGUUCAUACCAUUUGGUUGAUCUCAAAAUUUCAACGCGUGUAACACUUGUCUAAUUGUUAAUAGAGCGAAUCAAGAAGGAAGUAAUAAUAUUAAUAUUAAUAGCAAUUAAUUACUAUUCUUAACAUUUGUAGUUUUAACACUAUUUUAAUUUAACUUUUUAAUGUGUAAUUAAUAAUGUUGAGGGUAAAUUGAAAACAUGGUUUCAUAGAUGAUUUGAUCAUUGGAGACAUUAAAGAAGAAGCAUUAUUAGUACAUAACAUAAUGAAUCACAGAAGCUAUGUUUUCAGAUUGCAAUCGCAUCAACUGAUAAAAUGUACCUUAAUAUUUUAAGUUAACAUUAGUACGAUACUUUCAUGUUUGAACAGAUUUUAUUUAAAGAAUUAUUGAUGUCAACUCGAUUUCCGCCUCUUAGCUAUGCAGGAUUAUGUAGAAAUACGCCCGUUAAAAUAUUUUAGUAUUUUUGCAAUAUUACAAACACCGUCUUCCGGUAUAAUAAUGUUUGCAUGUAGCCUAAAGCGCAGUUACGAGCAAUUCGACACAUUGUGAAAGGAAAAAUGUUUAUUAUUAAGCUUGUCAUUCUCUUGCAGUGCAAAGAAACAAAACUACAAAACAAUUAAUAUAGAUUUAAAGAAAUAAAAAGUAUAUAGUAUUAUAAAGCAUGUGUAUUGCGAUAAGAAAUAUUUUACUUAAACUGUUGUACGACCGAGGAAAUAUUUUCUGAAACAAAAUGUUCCAUUUUUCUUAAAAAUACAAAGCUGAGAAACAAUGUAUGGUAUAUAACUUUUCAAACAUUAAAGAAUAAAGCACA
Molecule: messenger RNA, 10733 nt
Organism: Osmia bicornis bicornis
Lineage: Eukaryota; Metazoa; Arthropoda; Insecta; Hymenoptera; Megachilidae
Gene: unk
Product: RING finger protein unkempt homolog
Exons: 12
Coding region: 1595-4183 (862 amino acids)
Molecular function (GO): metal ion binding
Source: RefSeq, a predicted model, not a curated record